AUGGCGUCAACGCCGCCUCACUGGUCUGUUUUCACAGUCAAUAACCACCGUCAGACCCGUCAACAACCCAACUCUAACUACCGUCCAUGGCUUCCACAGCGUGUCUCUUCCUCUCCCCGUGGGGGUCGCGCCGUUACCUCAGCUCCUCCCUCUUCAUCUUCCUCUGUUUCCGCCGCCACUGUUUCUUCCGGUACACUAUCAAAGACUCCUACUUUUUCUCCUCUGCAAACCCCGAAACCGGGUCUCUCCUCGGAUUUCUCGGGUCGUCGAUCGACCCGGUUCGUCUCCAAGAUGCAUUUCGGGCGACCUAAGACUACAAUGGCCUCGCGGCACAGCUCUGCUGCGGAAGACGCACUGCAGAACCGUCGGCUUUUACGAGUUCGCGGCAAAGUAGCCAUCGCUAAGAGUGUUUUCGAAACUGCUUUGGCUUGUGGGUAUGGAAACACGGUCUACGCCUUCUCUGCUCUGAUCAGCGCUUAUGGUAGAAGUGGUCUCCAUGAGGAAGCCAUUAGUGUCUUCAACUCCAUGAAAAGCUAUGGCUUGAGGCCUAAUUUGGUUACCUACAAUGCUGCGGUAAAGGAGGAAUGGAGUUUAAGCGAAGGAGGGUUGUGGGAAACAGCAAGGAGUCUCUUUGAUGAGAUGUUGAAUAGAGGGAUUGAGCAAGAUGUGUUCUCUUAUAAUACGCUCUUGGAUGCAAUCUGCAAAGGAGGGCAGAUGGAUCUUGCUUUCGAUAUCCUUGCUCAGAUGCCGUCGAAGAGAAUCAUGCCUAAUGUUGUGAGUUAUAGUACUGUCAUUGAUGGGUUUGCAAAGGCUGGGAGAUACGAUGAAGCUCUUAACUUGUUUGAUGAGAUGAGAUAUCUCGGAACUGCAUUGGAUAGAGUUUCUUACAAUACAUUGCUUUCCAUUUAUACUAAAGUUGGUAGAUCUGAAGAGGCUUUGGACAUUUUUAGAGAAAUGGCUACGGCUGGGAUUAAGAAGGAUGUUGUGACUUAUAAUGAUCUUCUGGGAGGAUACGGGAAACAAGGAAAAUAUGUUGAAGUGAAGAACGUUUUCGCUGAGAUGAAACGGGAGCAUGUUCGGCCCAAUUUACUGACUUAUUCUACAUUGAUGGAUGUGUACUCGAAAGGGGGUUUGUACAAAGAGGCAAUGGAGAUAUUUAAGGAGUUUAAGAGCGUCGGUUUAAGAGCUGAUGUUGUGUUGUACAGCGCAUUGAUUGAUGCAUUGUGCAAGAAUGGGUUGGUGGGUUCUGCUGUUUCUUUGAUCGAUGAGAUGGCAAAGGAAGGUAUUAGGCCUAACAUCGUAACUUACAAUUCCAUAAUCGAUGCAUAUGGUCGUUCUGCAACUAUGGAGUCCCUAGCUGAACCUAGUAGCUUAGAAGUUGGAUUUUCCUCUUCUCCUCCGCCUUCUUCUUCUUUAAGUGAAACAGAGGAUAAUCGGGUAAUGCAGAUAUUUGAGCAGUUAACCACUGAGAGUAAUAACAGAAUGAAGAAAGAUUGUGAGGAGGGUAUGUAUGAGCUCUCCUGUAUAUUGGAAGUUAUACGCAAAAUGAAUCAGCAGGAAAUAAAACCAAAUGUUGUAACCUUUUCAGCGAUACUGAACGCGUGCAGUCGGUGCAACUCAUUAGAAGAUGCAUCAAUGCUGCUAGAGGAGCUCAGGGUGUUUGAUAAUCAGGUAUAUGGUGUCGUUCAUGGACUUCUCAUGGGCCAUAGAGAGAAUGUGUGGCUCCAGGCUCAGAGCUUAUUCGACAAAGUAAAGGAAAUGGAUGGUUCGACCGCUUCUGCCUUCUACAAUGCUCUUACCGACAUGCUUUGGCACUUUGGUCAGAAACGAGGCGCACAACUUGUGGCGCUUGAUGGAAGAUCUAGACAAGUUUGGGAGAACGUGUGGUCUAAUUCUUGCUUGGACUUACACCUUAUGUCCUCUGGUGCUGCACGUGCAAUGGUCCAUGCUUGGUUGCUGAAUAUACGCUCCAUUGUCUAUGAAGGUCAUGAGUUACCUAAACACAUGAGCAUAUUGACUGGUUGGGGAAAACACAGCAAAGUAGUUGGAGACGGAGCGUUGAGGCGAGCGGUUGAAACGCUUUUGAGGGGAAUGGACGCACCGUUCCACCUCUCAAGAUGCAACAUGGGACGGUUCACAUCAAGCGGUACGGUCGUAGCAACUUGGCUGCGUGAAUCGGCCACACUCAAACUCUUAGUCCUUCAUGAUCACAUAACCACCAGAGCUAACAUAACAAUGAGAUCAGCAGACCAACCUGAACAAACCGCUCUCACCUUGCAGCUUCUUCCUUUGUAAGCUCUAUAGUGUGAUGUUAACAGUUUAUGACUAUCAAAUUUGUUCCCGAUGAAUCAGUAAUGUUGUGGAAAGACU
This is a messenger RNA of Thlaspi arvense, 2370 nucleotides long. Lineage: Eukaryota; Viridiplantae; Streptophyta; Magnoliopsida; Brassicales; Brassicaceae. The record is from the annotation of a GenBank genome assembly.